UUUAGUAUUUCUAAAAAGUUUUAGCCAGAUACGACGGGAGCCUUAUCUUCGUGUGGCUGAAACUGUAGAAACCUUGUCUAUUUCACUGUUUGUUUUUAAUUAACUAUACAUUAAUUCUGUAGUUUGCAGUUAGUUGAAUGGGGAGUAUUGCUGCAUAUUGUGGUGGAUUGCUAUGUUGUUCCCAGUUGCGAUCGAACAAUUCAAGGAUAGUUUCGGGCUUAUCGGUGUUGGAACAGGUGGAUAAGGAGUUGAUGAAGGGGGAUGAAAGGGCUGCUUUGUCUCUUGUCAAGGAUUUGCAGGGAAAACCUGGUGGCCUUCGCUGUUUUGGCGCUGCUAGACAGGUACCACAGAGGCUGUAUUCCUUGGAUGAAUUGAAGUUGAAUGGAAUAGAAGCCAUAUCUCUUCUAUCACCAGUUGAUGCCACCCUUGGAGCAAUUGAAAGAAAUCUGCAAAUUACUGCUAUUUUAAGUGGUUCUGCUGCAUGGUAUGCGCUUGAUUUGAGCCCACAACAGAUCCUUUUUGUUUCUCUGGGGGUUCUGUUUCUGUGGACUCUAGACUUGGUUUCUUUCAAUGGAGGAGUUGGUACUUUGGUCCUUGACACAAUUGGCCAUACCUUCAGUCAGAAGUACCAUAACAGGGUUAUUCAACAUGAAGCUGGGCAUUUCUUGAUUGCCUACUUGCUGGGUAUUCUUCCUAAGGGGUAUACACUCACCAGUUUGGAUGCUUUGAAGAAGGAAGGAUCGUUAAACAUCCAAGCAGGAACAGCCUUUGUGGACUUCGAAUUUAUUGAGGAAGUAAAUAGAGGAAAAGUAACAGCCACGAUGCUGAACAGGUUUUCAUGUAUUGCGCUAGCAGGUGUAGCAACUGAGUAUCUUCUGUUUGGGUAUGCUGAGGGAGGUCUGUCUGACAUUAAUCAGUUGGAUGCAUUACUGAAAAGCUUGGGAUUUACUCAGAAGAAAGCAGAUUCUCAGGUGAGAUGGGCUGUAUUGAACACAAUCCUCAUUUUGCGAUGCCAUGAGAAGGCACGAUCGACGCUUGCAGAGGCAAUGACUCAAGGGAAAUCUGUGGGCGUCUGCAUUGACAUAAUUGAGAAAUCCAUCAGCGAUGAUGAUUUGUAGCUUCAUAUUUCUUAAGAUCCACCAUAUAAUUCUGAUAUCCGCUAUGAUACUCCUUCAUUCUCUAUAUA
This is a messenger RNA of Solanum stenotomum, 1186 nucleotides long. RefSeq lists its product as uncharacterized. Lineage: Eukaryota; Viridiplantae; Streptophyta; Magnoliopsida; Solanales; Solanaceae. The coding region runs from base 138 to 1118 and encodes 326 amino acids. The record is from RefSeq and is a predicted model, not a curated record. Gene Ontology annotation, biological process: proteolysis. The transcript is spliced from 7 exons. Gene Ontology annotation, molecular function: ATP binding; ATP-dependent peptidase activity; metalloendopeptidase activity.